GCCAAGAUGGCGGCGGCGGGCGGUGGGCGCGGGCGGGCGGCGGCGCCCUGAGGAGCCGAGCGCGGCCUCGCGGGGCUCCCGGGGCCCGGCCCGGGCCGCCCCCGCCGCCAUGGCCCGCCUGGCGGACUACUUCGUGCUGGUGGGAUACGACCCCGGCAAGCGCGGCAGCGGGGAUGGGCAGGGCCAGAUCCUGCAGCGCUUCCCGGAGAAGGACUGGGAGGACAACCCCUUCCCCCAGGGCAUCGAGCUGUUCUGCCAGCCCAGCGGGUGGCAGCUGUUCCCCGAGAGGAACCCCCCGACCUUCUUCGUGGCCGUGCUGACCGACAUCAACUCAGAGCGGCACUACUGCGCCUGCUUCACCUUCUGGGAGGCUGUGGAGAGCCCUCAGCCCCAGAGCCACGCCAGGAACGCUGAGGGCGAGGAGGAGGAGGAGGAGGAGGAGGAGGAGGCUUCAUCCCCCGUGCAGCCUGCCCAGCUGUUCGCCCCCAAGAGCCUGGUGCUGGUGUCACGGCUGGACCACGCCGAGGUGUUCCGGAACAGCCUGGGGCUCAUCUACACCAUCUACGUGGACGGGCUGAGCGUGUCCCUGGAGAACGUCAUCGGGAACCUGCUGACCUGCACCAUCCCCAUCACGGGGGGAGCGCAGAGGACGAUCUCUCUGGGAGCCGGGGACAGGCAGGUGAUCCAGACCCCCAUCAAUGACUCUCUGCCUGUCAGCAGCUGCAGCGUGGCCCUGCUCUUCCGACAGCUGGGCAUCACCAACGUGCUGUUCCUGUUCUGCGCCGCGCUGACCGAGCACAAGAUCCUGUUCCUCUCCAGCAGCUACCAGAGGCUGACGGACGCCUGCCGGGCUCUCCUGGCUCUCAUGUUCCCCCUCAAGUACAGUUUCACCUACGUGCCCAUCCUGCCUGCCCAGCUCCUGGAGGUGCUGAGCACCCCCACCCCCUUCAUCAUCGGCGUCCACUCCAUCUUCCAGUCAGAGACCCAGGAGCUGCUGGACGUGGUGAUCGCAGACCUGGACGGUGGCACUGUCAAUGUCCCCGAGUGUGUGCACAUCUCCCUGCUGCCAGAGCCCCUGCUGCAGCAGACCAGGGAGGCCCUGUCCAUGGUCCUGGACCCGGAGCUGGAGGUGGCCGACCUCGCCUUCCCCCCUUCCACCAUUUCUGCCUCUUCCCUCAAGAUGCAGGACAAGGAGAUCCGGGCCGUGUUCCUGCGCCUGUUUGCUCAGCUGCUGCAGGGCUACCGCUGGUGCCUGCACAUCAUCCGCAUCCACCCCGAGCCCGUCAUCCGCUUCCACAAGGCAGCGUUCCUGGGCCAGCGGGGGCUCACGGAGGACGAUUUCCUCACCAAGGUUCUGGAGGGCAUGGCCUUCGCUGGCUUUGUCACCGAGCGCGGCGCUCCGUACCGGCCCAUCGACCUCUUCGACGAGCUCGUGGCCUACGAGGUGAAGCGCAUGAAGGCGGAGGAGGGGAACAAGCAGAAAAUCCUGAGGCACAUCAAGGAGCUGGCAGAGAAACUCUACAAAAAUGAGAACCCCUACCCUGCCGUGGCCAUGCACAAGGUGCAGAAGCCCACCGAGGGCUGCCACCUGCGGCUGCACCAGAAGCCCUUCCCCCGCCUGGACGAGGGCACGGUGCAGUGGAUCAUCGACCAGGCCACGGCCAAGCUGCAGACGGCCCCGCCCGCCGUCAGGGCUGAGAAGAAGUGCAUGGUGCCCUCGGGGCCCCCCAUCGCUGCCAUCCUGGAGCGCAAUGGGAACGCGCUGGCCAACAGCGCCCGGCGCCUGGAGGUGGUCAGGAACUGCAUCUCCUACGUCUUCGAGAACAAGAUGCUGGAGGCCAAAAAGCUGUUCCCAGCUGUGCUGCGUGCCAUGAAGGGCCGUGCAGCCCGGCAGUGCCUGACGCAGGAGCUGCACCUGCACGUGCAGCAGAACCGCGCCGUGCUGGACCACCAGCAGUUCGACUUCGUCAUCCGCAUGAUGAACUGCUGCCUGCAGGACUGCACGGCCAUGGACGAGCACGGCAUCGCCGCCGCCCUGCUGCCGCUGGUCACCGCCUUCUGCAGGAAGCUGAGCCCUGGCAUCACCCAGUUCGCCUACAGCUGCGUGCAGGAGCACGUGGUGUGGACCAACAUCCAGUUCUGGGAGGCCAUGUUCUACUGCGACGUGCAGAACCACAUCCGGGCCCUGUACCUGGACAGCAGCGAGGAGAACCACUCUGAGCAGAGCGCGGAGGAGCCGCAGGAGGCCAAGUCAGCGCUGGAGAUCGCCUCGGAGCAGCUGCGGCUCUGGCCCACCAUGAGCAGGGAGAAGCAGCAGGAGCUGAUCCAGAAGGAGGAGAGCACAGUGUUCAGCCAGGCCAUCCACUAUGCCAACAGGAUGAGCUACCUGCUGCUGCCCCUGGACACCAGCAAGAACCGCCUGCUGCGCAGCUCCGGCCUGGGCGACGUCGAGAGCGUCAGCAACAGCUUCGUCACCAACAGCAUCGCGGGCAGCGUGGCCGAGAGCUACGACACCGAGAGCGGCUUCGAGGACGCCGAGAGCUCGGACGUGGCCAACUCGGUGGUGAGGUUCAUCAACCGCUUCGUGGACAAGGUGUGCACCGAGAGCGGCGUCACCAACGAGCACCUCAAGGGGCUGCACGUCAUGAUCCCGGACAUCGUGCAGAUGCACAUCGAGACGCUGGACGCCGUGCACAGGGAGAGCAAGAGGCUGCCCCCCAUCCAGAAGCCCAAGCUGCUGCGGCCCAGCCUGCUGCUGGGGGAGGAGUGCGUGCUGGAGGGGCUGCGCGUCUACCUGAUGCCGGACGGGCGCGAGGAGGCGGCCGGGGGCAGCGUCGGGGGGCCCCCCCUGCUCCCCGCAGAGGGGGCUGUGUUCCUCACCACCUACAGGAUCAUCUUCAAGGGAACCCCCACCGACCCCCUGGUGGGGGAGCAGGUGGUGAUCCGCUCCUUCCCCAUCGCCUCGCUGACCAAAGAGAAGAAGAUCAGCAUCCAGGCCCAGGCAGAUCAGUUCAUCCAGGAGGGAUUGCAGCUGCGCUCCUGCACGUUCCAGCUGCUGAAGAUCGCCUUUGACGAGGAGGUGGCCUCGGAGAGCGCCGAGAUCUUCCGCAAGCACCUGCACAAGCUGCGCUACCCGCAGCACGUGCGCGGCACCUUCGCCUUCACGGCCGGCCAGCCCCCCAAGCCGGCCAUGCAGCCCAAGGCCAAGGAGAAGAACCCCUCCCUCAGGACGCUGUCCAAGAACCUGGUGAAGAACGCCAAGAGGACGAUCGGCCGGCAGUACGUGACCCGCAAGAAGUACACCCCGCCUGCCUGGGAGCAGAGGGGCAGCCAGCACUUCCCCGAGGAUGAGGAUGAGAUCUCAGUGUCGGAGGAGCUGGACAGGAGCACGCUGACGCCCAGCAGCACGGUGCGGCCGUCGGACAGGAUGACCAUGACGCACGUGGUGGAGCGCGCCUGCUGCCGCGACUACCAGCGGCUGGGGCUGGGCACGCUGAGCAGCAGCCUGACCCGCUCCAAGAGCGAGCCCUUCCGCAUCUCCACCGUCAACCGCAUGUACGCCAUCUGCCGCAGCUACCCCGGGCUGCUGAUCGUGCCGCAGAGCAUCCAGGACAACACGAUCCAGCGCAUCUCGCGCUGCUACCGGCAGAGCCGCUUCCCGGUGGUGUGCUGGCGCAACGCCCGCACCAAGGCCGUGCUGCUGCGCUCCGGGGGCCUGCACGGCAAGGGCGUGGUCGGCCUCUUCAAGUCCCAGAACGCCCCCACCCCAGGCCCCUCGCAGGCAGACUCCACCAGCCUGGAGCAGGAGAAGUACCUGCAGGCCGUCAUCAACUCCAUGCCCCACUACUCGGACGCGGGCGGGCGCAACACCCUGAGCGGCUUCACCUCGGCCCACAUGAGCAGUGCAGAUUUCUCCGACAAGAGGCAGCAGCCUAAGCUGGGAUCGCUCAUGAAGCAGGUGAUGGGAGGGAAGGACGAAGGGCCUGGGACUUUGAGCCGUGGAGGGCUGGGUCACAGAGCCAGGGUCAUCACCCUGUCCUCCCCCAAGUGCGCGUCGCCGAAGGGCCGCGACACGCCCCGAGGGAAGUGGGGCAGCAUCCGGGCCAGCGGCCGCAUGAGCAGCUACGCCCUGAACGUGGAGAUCGGCUCCAGGCUGGCGGGGAAGGACCUGCUGGGGACACAGCACAACGGGACCCCCGCAGAGCCCUCCUUCCUGCGGCAGCACCGCGCCUCCCUCUACAUCAUCGGGGACAAGUCCCAGCUGAAGGGUGUGAAGCCAGACCCCCUGCAGCACUGGGAGGUGGUGCCCAUCGAGGUGUUCGACGUGCGCCAGGUCAAGGCCAGUUUCAAGAAGCUGAUGAAGGCCUGCGUGCCCGGCUGCCCCUCCAGCGACCCCAGCGUGGCCUACCUGCGCUCCCUGGAGGAGUCAGAGUGGCUGUCCCAGAUCCACAAGAUCCUGCAGAUCUCGGUGCUGGUGGUGGAGCUGCUGGACACGGGCUCGUCGGUGCUGGUCAGCCUGGAGGACGGCUGGGACAUCACCACGCAGGUGGUGUCCCUGGUGCAGCUCCUGUCCGACCCCUACUACCGGACGCUGGAGGGGUUCCGGCUGCUGGUGGAGAAGGAGUGGCUGUCCUUCGGCCACCGCUUCAGCCACCGCGGCGCGCAGACCCUGGCCGGCCAGAGCAGCGGCUUCGCGCCCGUCUUCCUGCAGUUCCUGGACUGUGUGCACCAGAUCCACCUGCAGUUCCCCAUGGAGUUCGAGUUCAGCCAGUACUACCUGAAGUUCCUCAGCUACCACUACAUUUCCAACCGCUUCCGGACAUUCCUGCUGGACUCGGACUACGAGCGCAUCGAGCUGGGGCUCCUGUACGAGGAGAAGGGCGAGAGGAAGGGCCAGCAGGGCUCCAAAUCCAUCUGGGACUACAUCGACCGCCUCAACAAGAAAGCUCCUGUCUUCUUCAACUACCUGUACGCACCUGAGGACGGGGAGGUGCUGAGGCCGUACAGCAACAUCUCCAACCUGAAGGUGUGGGAUUAUUACACGGAGGAGACGCUGUCCGAGGGCCCCUCGUACGACUGGGAGCUGCAGGGGCAGCCGGAGGAGGAGCCGGAGCGCCAGGACACGGCGGCGCCGCAGAGCAAGCGCCGAAUCAUCUGGCCCUGCUACGACAACCGCGGCCGCGUGGAGCCCGACGCCAUCUCCAAACUGCUGGAGGAGCUGCAGAACCUGGAGAUGGAGCUGGGGCAGGUCCCGGAGCGCUGGAAGGACACGUGGGACAAGGUGAAGGCGUCCCAGCGCACGGAGGGGCGGCAGGAGGGCAGCAGGACCCCCAGCUCGCUGCUGAUGUCGUCGGGGCUGUCCCACCAGCGGCGCUCGCUGGGCGUGUACCUGCAGGAGAGCGGGGUGGGCUCCACGCUCAACCUCAGCCUGGACAGCGACACCAGCAGCACCUCCACCCCGUCCAGCGGGAAGGUGGGCGGCCGCCGCAGCACCUCCACCCUCUACAGCCAGUUCCAGACGUCGGAGAGCGAGAACAGAUCCUACGAGGGCUCUCUCUACAAGAAAGGCGCCUUCAUGAAACCCUGGAAGUCUCGGUGGUUUGUGCUGGAUAAAACCAAACAUCAGCUGCGGUACUACGACAGCCGGAUGGACACGGAGUGCAAGGGGGUCAUCGACCUGGCCGAGGUGGAGUCCAUCACCCCGGGGACCCCCACCAUGGGGGCCCCCAAGACGGUGGACGAGAAAGCUUUCUUCGACCUGAAGACGACAAAACGAGUUUACAAUUUCUGCGCCCAGGACGUGCAGCUGGCCCAGCAAUGGAUCGACCGCAUCCAGAGCUGCCUGUCGGACGCGUGAGCCCGGCUCGGCAGAGCCGCAAUUCCAGGCAGGGCUGCCGACCCGCAGGGGAGCAGAGGCAGCGCCAGGCUCGGGGCCGAGCCGGGACUGAGGGAGAGGAGGAGCGGCCCUUCCUCCCUCCCGCCCGCCGGGCCGUGUCCGGGCUGGGAGGAUUCCUCGCGUUGAAGCGGGCGGGGGCCCGGCCCGCCCCCAGCCCCGUCUGAGCCGUGUCGUGACCCCGCGUCCUCCGUGUGCCCCCGCCCCGCUCCGGCUCCCUGGGCGGGGGGCCUGCGCCCCACACCCCCACCCCACACUGCUGGGGGAGCCAGAGCUGCCCCCUCGUCCUGCCCCUCGUCCUGCCCCCCUUGCAUGUCUGCCGAGCCCCCCGGAACCUGCCCUGCCCCUCCCGGCCUGGGAGCGAGUCCUGGGUGAGACCUGCGGCUCUGGGGGUGGCAGAGGGGACAGAGCCCUGUGGUGGCAGAGGGGACAGAGCCCUGCAGCUCAGGGGGUGGCAGAGGGGACAGAGCCCUGGGGGUGGCAGAGGGGACAGAGCCCUGCAGCUCGGGGAGCAGCAGAGGGGACAGCGGGAGCGCCGGGACCAUCCCGUGUUGUGGCGCCGCUCCCAGCUGUGCACAGGAUCGGCGAUGCUGGGAUGCUGCAGGUGUUGGCUCCGUGUCCCCGGGGGGACGUGGCCGUGGCCACUCUGCUCCCUGCGGGCAGGAGGCUCCCCGGGCUCUGGCCAGGGGGUCCCUGUCCUGUGGGACAGUCUCUACCUCCAGGCUGGCUGUCCCGGGGGGGACACGUUCGCUGCGGGAGGUGCCAAACGCUGCAGCCUCCUGGGUGUCCCUCUGUCCCCUCCCGGGGGUGGGGACCAGAGCAGCCGCGGGGUGAGGGUCCCCUCUGGCUGCAGCCACACGGGGCUGGGACAGGGCUGGGACAGCGGCUCUGCAGGUGCCACCCGCUCCCCGCAGGGUCUCCUUUGCACAGGUCACUCCCCCCGCCCCUCUCAGGGCUCUCCAACCCCCCCAUCCCACCGGGUGCCCCCUUUGUGCUCUGCCUGUGCCCAGCCCGGGGGGCGCAGGGGAGCAGCUGCUGUCCCUGUCCCGCUGUCCCUCUGCCCCUGUCCCUCUGUCCCUGCCCCGGUCCCUGCUCCUGUCCCAGUCCCUCUGUCCCAGUCCUUCUGUCCCAGUCCCUCUGUCCCUGUCCCUCUGUCCCUGCUCCUGUCCCUGUCCCAGCCCCGCUGUCCCCCUGUUCCCCCUCCCCCCCCCCGCUGCUGCUGCCCCUCAGUUCCGGGGGUCUCUCGGUACCGAAUCGGCUCCUGCAGCCCCCCCCGCCCCCGCACUGGUGUGAACUGGGGGGUUCAGCGUGGGGGGGACCCCAGGGGGCCCCGUGGGGUCACUGUGGCCCCGGGACCCCCCAGGACUGACCCCCCCAGCUCCCCCAGCCCCUCCACCCGUCUUGUUUUUAAAGUCCAGCGUUUUAUUUCAGUGCAGAGCUCUUUGUACAGUCGCCCCGUUCCUCUGUACCAUCCUGGCUGUGCAGGUGUAACACGGAGGUUUUGUAACUUACCCGAGCAGUUGUAGAUUAUUGAAGUUUCUGUACAUUGUGUCAAACAUGCAGAGUCCUUGUAUUGUAUUUGUGCCUAGAGGAAAAGGUUAUUCUAUAAAGAGAAAACUAACGGAAUUUAAUAAAAAAAUUAAUAUGA
This is a messenger RNA of Oenanthe melanoleuca, 7541 nucleotides long. It is a transcript of the gene SBF1, whose product is annotated as SET binding factor 1. The record is from RefSeq and is a predicted model, not a curated record. Bases 110 to 5857 code for a protein of 1915 amino acids. NCBI's taxonomy places the organism in Eukaryota, Metazoa, Chordata, Aves, Passeriformes, Muscicapidae. The transcript has 42 exons.